Hippocampus zosterae (dwarf seahorse) is the source of this 4550-nucleotide messenger RNA. It is a transcript of the gene emp2, whose product is annotated as epithelial membrane protein 2. Gene Ontology annotation, biological process: regulation of DNA-templated transcription. Lineage: Eukaryota; Metazoa; Chordata; Actinopteri; Syngnathiformes; Syngnathidae. The transcript has 13 exons. Gene Ontology annotation, cellular component: plasma membrane; transcription regulator complex; nucleus. The coding region runs from base 372 to 869 and encodes 165 amino acids. The record is from RefSeq and is a predicted model, not a curated record. Gene Ontology annotation, molecular function: protein binding; transcription coregulator activity.
GCCUAGCCACAGAGGAAAUGUGCAUCUCCAACUUUUUUUUUUUUUUUUUUGUGGGAGUCGAGUGAGUUGUUCGGUGCCUGUUCCCUGAGCUGCGUCGCGCCUGGAGACUCGCCGUUACAAUAUUUGCUGACUUUAAUAUUUGUUUCCUGACAAUCUGGAGCUGCGCUCAUCGCGUUUUAUUCCACGUUCUUCCAACUCGACUGACUCCUUUACUGUGAGAGGCCCUGAUCCCGCCUGACCAUCAGCCAGCAAACUUGACUUCCAUUCACAGAGGGAAAACCAGACCGAGUGACACGGAAACAUCUUGCCGUGUUUGUCUGCGUCUAGCAACUACUAGAAGACGAGUGAGCCAAACAGCGGGGCGGGCAGCUAUGUUGAUCAUCUUAGUCCUCAUCAUCCUUUUCCAUGUGGCUGCAGCCACUCUCCUCUUUGUUGCAACCAUACAUAAUGCAUGGUGGUUGGUGUCACCACCUGGACGAGAUGUGCUCUACUCGGACCUGUGGUACUCCUGCAACACCACCUGCUUUCCUAUCACCAAAAGCCACACUACUGACGCAGCCUACCUGCAGACGGUCCAGGCCACCAUGAUCCUGGCCAUCAUUUUAUGCUGUCUCAGCUUCUUCAUCUUCAUUCUUCAGCUCUUCAGGCUCAAGCAAGGAGAGCGAUUCAUCUUCACCGCCAUUAUUCAGCUGUUGGCCUCUGUGUGCGUGAUGAUGGCGGCCUCCAUUUACACUGCUCAGAACAAGUCCUUCCACCAUAGCAGUCUCCAUGAUGGCUCGUACGGAUCCUCCUAUAUUUUGGCCUGGGUCAGCUUCCCAAUGACUUUAAUUAGUGGUCUCAUGUAUUUGGUGCUUAGAAAACGCAAGUAAAUGGGCAUAGAGUAUCUACAUCGAAAUCCUUGGAUGGACAGUGAAUACCCAAGAAGAUAAUUGUGCAGUGCGCUCACAUAUUAGUAGAGAGGCAAUAUAUAUAUGCAACCCCCCCGCCCAAACAAAACAACAAACAACACACACACACACGGAUCAAGCAUUGCGUCUCGCUCUUAUCAUGGUGCUCACUGAAUGCUGUCAAGAAUGCAUUCGACGUCACUCCCCUUGCACACCGACACUGUAAAUAUUUGUCAUUUGAGGAGAUCUCACUGUAUUGUCUGAUGAAUAGCAGUGACUGAAUAACAUUCGGCAUACGUUUCACAGCAUGAACUUAAUGGCGGGGAGGCAGAGCCGCAUGUUUGUACCGUUUGCAUUUCAAGUUGGACAAGUCUCACACUUAAAGCCCCGAUACAGGUUCAUUUGCAUUAAAUCCAGGUGAGCAUCUCCAUGUAAAUUCUCAUGAGCUGUCCUGUAAAACUAUCGAAGAGGAAGAGCGUCCACAGUAGCCAAUGCUUCUUUGUGCGUGAACAUAUCUUUUAAUCUGUGCAUAAACUGCUCAUCCAAGUUAUUAAAAUCCACCAAAACUCUUACUUGUUGUUGAAGGCGUUCCGACUUUUUUAAAACAAGAACGUACUUUCCUUCAUUCCUCUUUUUAUUGACUAUUGACUCCCCACAUCCGUACUCUCUCUUUUACUUCUUUGUUGGCUCAUUGUCAUGUUUUUCACCAACAUGAGCAAGGCCAUGUGUGAAAUAUAUGUGGGAUAAGUGAAAGAAAAAAAAUGGGAGAUUUUCUUGCUGGGUCCACAUUUUUGAGAAGCUAUUAACAAAUUAAAAAAACACGUAAUUUUGUACAUAUUUGCUGUGUAUGUAUAGUCGAGACUAUUGCUGACUGAACUAAUGUCGUCAAUAACACCAAAAAUGUUGAAAAUAUGUUAACCUUAGCUUAUAAGAAGUGUAGUGAUACAAGUUGUUGGAUUUGAAUAUUUUGUCUGUGUUAUACUUUGGCAACUUGGUGACGCGUUUGGGAUUUAAAUGACGACAAACUUGAAAUAGGACUGUUUUGUUAAUUUUGUCAUGCCUGCUACUAUGCUAUUUUGUUCUUUUCGUGAAUGAAAACUAGGACAAAGGCUAUUUAUUUGACCAAAUGCAACUCGUUUUAACAUUACAAGUGAGGAUGACAUGGGUCAUUUUAUUCUGUUGCCAUUCUGACAUGUUUGUCAAUGCCUGAUGCUUCACGCCAAAGAUUAUUUCUGGCUAAUAUUUGCUCAUAUGAUAGCACUAACUUUUAAAAUCACUAUUUCUUGGUGUUGGUGUGGUUUUUAACAUAGAGCUGAAACCUUUUUUUUUGUGGAAAGGCAGUAGUGUGCCCAUUUCAACUGCAUGAGCAAUUGGUGAUGCACUGGACUGUUUUGUCAAGUUUCUGUUACCUUUGGGCAAAUUCUUGAUUCAGGGAAAUGGACGUGAGAAUUCUAACUCAAGACGAUUUUUGAAAAAUGAUCAAAACAACAUUUUGUGUAAUUGCUUGUUAUUAGUCAUACGAUUGUAAGUCCAUAUUCAUUAAUAAGCCUUCAUAUUUCAUGGAUGUUCCUGUUUUUCAAAUCAAUUCCUAAGAAUUAGAUGAGAAGGAAUGAAAUGAAUGACUCUAUAAAUUGAAUCUUAAAAAAUCAUGGGCACACUUAAUGUACCGAUUUUUUUGGGGGGGGGGGGUCUAAAAUGUUUAGUUUUUUUGAAAAGGCUUCCAUUUUCAUUAAAAUAGAAAAUAUGAACGGUAAGCUUCAUGACCUUAUAUUUCUGUAAAAGAAAACCGACAAUUGAUCACGUCACUGUGACAUUUACUUUCUUUUCCUGUAACCCCCCCCGUUUAGACUAGACUUUUUUUUGUCCUCUAGCGACUUCAACUGGACUGAUAGUCAACUACACCUCGGCAAAGUACAGUGCGUCAACUUCACACUGUACAAACUCUUCAGAACCCGCUCGUUUGAUGUAAACCUCCGUGAUUGUAUCUUUUAAACAAUAAAAUGUUUUGCCUCGUUUGUGAAAACAUGUGUCUGUAAUGUGAUUUGACAGAUAGAUAGAACAAAGAGCAAAGUUGACUCGUACAAGGGAUUAACUAACGGGAAAAAGAAAUGUGCCGCAACCCGGAAGUGUUGACGCCCGGAUAAAAUAUGACGUAACACCCAUAGAACAAACAAAACAAGUGGGAGUUCUCAAGAGGUUUUCCAGAAUGAAGCGGUUGUGUCUUCCGUCAGAUUCAUCUGCAAGUUGUGAAAAAAAGAUUAAAUUCUCCCAAUCUGAACUCCAGAUGCUGGUAGAAGAGGAAGUCCAAAAAGCGAUACAAAAGAUUGCCACCAAGAUGCAUAUUUUAGACGAAAGCAUUCAACAGCUUCAACAAGAUAUGGGUUUUGAAGAAUCUAUCCAAAAACUUGAGGAACGUAUUGAGAAAAUCACAAGGAGAGCAGAAAAAGCACUCACAGCCAUAAAGUCAGAAAAAAAGGUUUGAAUGUCAUGCAUGCACCUUUGCCCACUUAAAUAUUAUUUUAGUGUCAAUGGCAAAUACUUGAAUCUCACUAGUUUCAGACUUCGCUGCCAUCUUCUUAUGAUGAUAAUGAAGUCAUGAUCAGCAUAGAUUGUGACGAUGACACUGAGUCACAAAAAAUAAACAUGAGCCGAAUGAAGAAGGAAAGACAAGAAAAUAAAAACGAUUGGCUGGUGAGUGCUGUACAUAUUCCCUGUGUGAUUAUUUGCACUUUUAUUUCCUCACGCUGUGACACUAAGUCACAUUUUUAACAUUUUGUAUACAGUGUUUGCAAUUUGAGGGACAUUUGAUCCAAACAAAGCUCCUCAAAUCACUUCAGCAUAGUAAGACUUUUAUUGCCUUUUAAUAAUAGAAAACACAUCUUCCUUUUCAGGAUGCUACCGAAAAUAUUCAAAAGGAGUUGAAUAAAAGUAAACAAGGGCUACCACCUAUGCUGAGCACCUUCGCAGACCUAUGUAAGAGUCGGUCUCCUCCUAUUCCUGAGAAUAAGAAUGAGUCUUGGUAUCCUCCUCUCCCGAUCAACCCUUUACCGUCCAAAUUGAGCAUGGAGGCUGUGUUGUACAACGUCCCCCAAAAAGUGACCGUCCAGCUGGCUCUUAUUGAUCAGCCCGCGAGCCUCUCUGUGAUGUGGACAGGAGAAGAAGAUGAGCUCUCUUUACCACCAAUGCAGAGUUACAGUGUCUUCCUAACCAUGGAAAAGGUCAAGGGGAGUGGAAUUUUCCCAGCGUGGAGACUCUUGGGCAAUGUGGAUGCCAAAUCUCUGCCCAUGUGGGUGUCCAUCACCAAGUACAAACCAGGGCACGAACUGUGUGUCGCUGUGGUAGGCAAAGACAUUUAUGGCCGCUAUGGACCCUAUAGUGACGUUGUCGCCGCAGUUCUACCUGAAUAGCCCCAAAACCGGAACCAGAGGAGCUCAACGAAUCAAAGGAGGCACCACCUAUGAAUUACAUCACAGCUGUAGAUGUUCUGUUUUACUGCACUAUACAUUUAAUGCAGUAUUUACCAAUGGCAAGGUAUGCAAAGAAGGCCUUGCUGGCUCUGCCGGCAGAAUCGUUUUUUUUUUUUUUAAAUGUUGUCAACACUUGCUGUGAAUUCUAUGUUGUUUAAGGUGGGUGCUUUUUAUUAUUAAACAAACUGCACUUUAA